CAAACUCACACACAAACACACACACACAUAAAACAUAUACUUCAUAUAUCAUCUAUUCAAUAUUCUUGUUAAUGUUAAUUAAUUGCGUCAGGUCCAUUUUACGGAUUCCCUGAUUUGCUGGAAAUCAAAAACGGAAGAAAAAACUAAAUCCUAACUUGUUGCGCGAAAUCUUAUAAUAAUAGUAUGUGAUGAGACACAAACAACAGAGCAAAAUCCCCACUCGAAAGGAAUUUAUAUAUUUGAAAGUUGAAAGCUACCUCAAAACUCCAAAAUGAUUGGGCCUAGUUCGCAAAUAAGCAAAAUACUAUUAACAUUGUUGUUUUUGUUAAUAAUAUUUUACAUUUUUAUGGAUGUUGAGCUCUAUCUACGAAUUCACAAUUAUGCGAUCGAUCGAAGUUAUCACACAAACAGUUCGGUAUCAUUAUCAGUACCGGCUUCUAUAACAUUAGCCCCAGGGGUAUCGAAUUCGGCAGGAGAUCUAGGUAGCAGCAGCAGCACGACACUUCCCACCGUUGACAAACAGCCGUCCUAUGAAGAUCACACCUGGAUAUCCUGUGACAUUAAUCCACUGUGUCAUGUAACAGUAAAAGCUAUAUUACUCGAUCACACCAACCACUAUCUAUUCGCACCAUUGGCCACCAUCUUCGACAAUGUAAUCGGAUUCUCUCGAUCCACGUUUAUAACGCCAAACAUGAUCUCGUUUUUCCAUGUGGGUGUUGCGUGUAUAUCGGGAAAGCUUGUAGCAUCCGAUAGCCUGGGAUAUCGACGACUGGGAGUGCUACUCUUUCAGAUACGCACAUUCCUCGACGAUCUGGAUGGGCAUGUGGCGCGUGUCAGGAAACAUAUUCGUGGUGAACGCUCGGAAAUUGGUACAUCAGGCUAUUAUGUGGACGGUCUCUGCGAUGGCCUUGGGUGCAUUGCCCUUUUACUGGGUAUUUUCUUUUAUCUAAAGAACAAUCCACCGCGUCGGGGUUACUCAAUUAUACCAAUGAGCGAUACGUCCAAGACCACGCCCGAGCCCACAAUGAUACCGAAAAUAAAAGCAAGCACCCGCAAAGUGGCUAAGAAUGUGAUAAGCUUCACAGGACAAUUACUACUCAGUUCGACGGCAUGGAAUCGUUAUAUAGCGGUCUAUCAGAAUAUGCUCGAGCGUGAAGAUGUCACCAAUACACAGUACCAGUGUCAGAAUUAUGUAUUUAAAUCCACUUGGUUCUUUUGCGUAGCGUGGAUUUGGCGUAUCGUAAAUGUACACGCAUUACUUCAUUGUUUGCUGCUCAGCAUUUUCUGCGACAAGUUGUGGGAUUUCCUGCGAGCGAUACGAUACAGUGGUUAUAUAAUUUUGUUAGUUGCUAUUUGUUUAACUGAAAUGCACAUCCUGGAGGCCCAGAACUAUAUUUUUAAUUCAGCAGCGUGCAGUAAUAUUUCACUGUGAUUUUACUAAUAUUAUGAAAAAUACAAUAAUAUUUGUGUAGUUCAAA
Messenger RNA from Drosophila willistoni, 1478 nucleotides. It is a transcript of the gene Cpes, whose product is annotated as ceramide phosphoethanolamine synthase. Bases 272 to 1432 code for a protein of 386 amino acids. The record is from RefSeq and is a predicted model, not a curated record. Lineage: Eukaryota; Metazoa; Arthropoda; Insecta; Diptera; Drosophilidae. The transcript is spliced from 2 exons.